AUGUUCUUUAUUUUAUUCACUGUGAUUGUGUUGGCAUCUCUGGGCAAAUCUUUAGGCGUAAGAAGGAGGUAUGUGAAACUUCUUCUUAAGAUUUUUCAGUUUGGUAAAACAAAGAUUGAACUUCAUGAAAAGAAGCAGCAUCCAGAUGAAGAUUCUGAAGAUGAAGAUGAAUGCCUUAAAUCAACUGAUGAAAAAGGUUCCCAUGUCAUCGAAAGGGAAAUAGCAAUUUCUGCAACUGAAGGCAUCAAACUUCCUGAUAUUGCUGCCAUUUCUGAAUCUCUUAAACAUGAAUUUCACUUAUCUGAUGUCAUGUACUUUACCAAGUGUGGUGUGGAGGCAAUCAUUGAAGAUGAAGUCACAAGUCGAUUUACUGCUGAAGAACUUCAAUCUUGGAAUCUCUUAACUCGCAACAAUGACGGAUAUCAUUUUAUUAGUGUGCGGUUAACUAUUCUAUAUUUUGUGGGAUUACUUAUUCGAUAUUGUAUGCUCUUUCCAUUCAGAGUAGUUUUAGCUGUGAUUGGUACUGCUUGGUUGAUAGCAACAACAGCAAUUAUUGGAUAUUUACCAAAUAGCAAACAUAUUGAAAUAGUAUACACCUUUUUUUUCUUUUUUCUUUUUUUCUUUCUUUUCUUUUUUUCUUUUCUUUUUUUUUUUUUUUUUUUUUUCUUUUUCUUUUCUCUUUUCUUUUCUUUUUUCUUUUUUCUUUUCUUUUUUUUUUCUUUUCUCUUUUCUUUUCUUUUUUCUUCUUUUCUCUUUUCUUUUCUUUUUUCUUCUUUUCUCUUUUCUUUUCUUUUUUCUUCUUUUCUCUUUUCUUUUUUCUUCUUUUCUCUUUUCUUUUUUCUUUUCUUUUCUUUUUUCUUUUCUCUUUUCUUUUUUUUUUCUUUUCUUUUUCUUUUUUUUUCUUUUUCUCUUUUCUUUUUUUUUUUUCUCUUUUCUUUUCUUUCUCUUUUCUUUCUUUUCUUCUUUUCUUUCUCUUUUUCUUUCUUUUCUCUUUUUCUUUCUCUUUUUUCUCUUUUUUCUUUUCUCUUUUUUCUUUUCUUUUCUUUCUUUUUUUUCUUUCUUUUUUCUUUUCUUUUUCUCUUUUUUUUUUCUUUCUCUUUUUCUCUUUUUUCUUUCUCUUUUUUCUCUUUUUUCUUUCUCUUUUUUCUCUUUUUUCUUUCUCUUUUUUCUCUUUUUUCUUUCUCUUUUUUCUCUUUUUUCUUUUCUUUUUUCUUUUAA
This is a messenger RNA of Acanthosepion pharaonis, 1218 nucleotides long. NCBI's taxonomy places the organism in Eukaryota, Metazoa, Mollusca, Cephalopoda, Sepiida, Sepiidae. The record is from the annotation of a GenBank genome assembly.